UCAUGUUCUCCUCUUCAAGAACUAGAAUUCAAGGACUCUGGCCGCAAUUCUCAGACGCCCCAGUUCUCCGCCAGUAACCAUCAUGGAAGGCGUGCAUAGCGAACUGCGGCUUGAUACAUCUCAUUAUCUCGCGGGAUGGAGACUUCAUAUUGUAAUCGCUUCCCUCUUUUUCGGGUCAUUCCUCAUCGCGCUUGACACCAACAUCAUCAAUGUUGCUCUGCCAAAGAUUUCGUCUGAUUUCAAGGCCCUUCAGGAUGUCGCCUGGUACGGGACGGCUUACCUGCUCACUAUCACCGCUUUUUAGCCCGUGUACGGCUCCAUGUACACAUACUUUCGCACAGACAUCGUAUAUCGGGUGUCUAUCUCCAUUUUUGAAGUUGGCUCAAUUCUUUGCGCCGCGGCUGUGGAUUCGAAUAUGUUUAUCGUAGGGAGAGCUGUUGCUGGCCUCGGAACCGCUGGAAUCCUUCAAGGUGCUUUGAGUAUCAUCAGUCAAGUCGUGCCUCUGGAGAAGCGACCAUUAUACAUGGGUGUCGUCAUCAGUGUAUUCGUCAUUGCAGUCACGGUUGGCCCAGUGCUAGGGGGCGUCUUCACAGAACAUAGUACUUGGAGAUGGUGUUUUUGGAUAAAUCUACCCAUCGGAGCCGUCGUCCUUGCUGGCCUUACCGUUUUCUUGAAGAUCCGGGGAAAGCAGAGCGAGGAUCGAGCACUCCCAUUUACGAAGAAACUCCGCAACAUGGACCCGCUCGGCAGUCUCAUCUUCAUUAGUGCUGUAUGCUGCUUGGUGCUUGCAUUGCACUGGGGCGGUCAAUCCAAACCAUGGAACUCAGCAGACGUUAUUGGAUGUUUAAUAGGAGCGGGCCUUAUUGGAAUACUAUUUAUUUAUUUGCAGUGGAGAAGAGGAGAGUCCGCUUUAAUUCGUCUUCGAGUAUUUAAGAAGCGAUCUAUAUGGACGGGUUCGUUGGUGCUCUUCUUCCUUGGAGCAGGAACAUAUGUCAAUGUGUUUUUCCUACCAUUUUGGUUCCAGGGAGUAAAAGGCAUUAGUCCUGUAUGGACAGGUGUCGACUUUAUACCACUCCUCCUCCCGCAGCUUGUCUCCCUCAUUGUUGUCGGCGCUAUUGUGAAACGGUUUGGCCACUAUGUGCCUUACAUGAUCAUCGGUGAAUUGAUCUGCAUUGGGGGACAAGCGAUGCUCACGCAGAUCAAGCCCUACAGUAGCACGUUGUAUUGGGCUGCAUCAUUCGUUGUCUCUGGCCUGGGGUCAGGGAUGGCAAUGCAGCUUCCUUAUACAGCUGUUGCCAUAGUCCUCUCUGACGAUGAUAUCCCCGUUGGCAACGCUAUUGCUGUACUUUUCUAUCAGCUCGGUGGAGCGAUUUUUAUUUCCAUGGGACAAACCAUUAUCAUCACAACAUUACUUGACCUCGUCCCCCAGCGCCUACUGGGAGUCUCGGCUGAGACUGUGGUUACUGUUGGUGCAUCCAAUCUGGCUGCAAUUACCACUACACCUGAGGAUCUGGCGGUACUACAAGAUAUAUGGAACACAGCUGUUGCGAGGACAAUGAUCCUAGGUACCGUUGUGGUAGGCGCGACAGUACCUUUUACACUGGGCAUGGGAUGGCUUAAUUCGGUCAAAGUUGCCGAGGAGAGGAAAAAAGCAAGUGUAACAGGAAAUAAAGAAGCGCAGACGGGCUGCUAGAUAGUUAGCGGCAGUGAAUAUGGUUUAGGGGGUUUAUUAUGCAUAAUGUGAAUCCGGGGUAGGGGUGGGAAUACGGGACAUGACCUGGACCGUGAGUUUUAAGGGCCCCUUGAUAAGCAGCUGCAUGGAUUGGAAAGGGAAAUUUGAUGGAAUCUGUAAGGAGAGUCAUUGUCGGGGGACAAAGGGAUAGAGUGGAAGAGUAGGGCUACUAGGAGUAGUGACAGAGCCCCUGCGGGGCUCCAGCAAGGUCUACAGG
This is a messenger RNA of Daldinia caldariorum, 1949 nucleotides long. Its product is annotated as MFS general substrate transporter. NCBI's taxonomy places the organism in Eukaryota, Fungi, Ascomycota, Sordariomycetes, Xylariales, Hypoxylaceae. Gene Ontology annotation, biological process: transmembrane transport. Gene Ontology annotation, molecular function: transmembrane transporter activity. Bases 320 to 1693 code for a protein of 457 amino acids. The record is from RefSeq and is a predicted model, not a curated record. The transcript has 4 exons.